AGUCAUCAAGCAAAUUUCGGUUGAUUUGGCUCAGACUGACUCUUUGAAAGCUCUAAAAAGUAAGCAAAAAAUUCAAGUAGGUACGUAAUUUGAAAUAAAAAACUCAGAAAACAUUAUUUCUAUCCAUUUCAAACAACUAUUUUUUUUUUGAAUUUGGAAAAACAUCAAAAUUCUAAAACGUUGGGCUUUUGCCACAUGUGCAAAAUAUUGACCCGAAAACUUUAAUUCUAUUUCACGUCUACCAAAAGCAAUUCACAAAAACGUUUCGCUUCGUAAGCUACAUUUCAAAAAAAAAAACAAGCAUCAAUCCAUCCAAGUGAAAACCUAUCCAUAAAUCAUGAUCAUCUACUUAUUUGAUCGAUCGUAUUCAAUGAUCAACGAAAGAUGAACUCAGAAAUGAACCAAGAAAGAGAUUAAAUGAAAAAAGUGCUCUUGAUGGGAUUGAAAUGUUGGCUUGGCACUCAUUCAACCCAAUGAAAAAUUUCUUCAAGCAACAGAAAAAAAUUAAAAAUAAUACAAGCUGACGUACACUUUCAACUACCUACGUAAGCUCCAUUAGGACUGAAUUGCUGUGUUAGUACAUAUCUUUUUUAUCAAACAGCAGGCAUAUUUUUUUACUCGUAUUUUAUCAGUUUUUUUUCAUGUAGGAAAAAUACAGAAGUGAUAACAUUAAAAAUCGCGUUUGUGACUUUGGAUUUUUUAGGAAGUUGACAUGACCAAAUUUUUGCGAACAGAUUCAUACCUAAACCUACACCUCGUUGAGUAGAUGGCAAAAGUUUCCGAUGGAAAUAUUCUUUCUUGGAAAUUCGCUGAAAUCAACUUGACGUCGAAAAAUGGAGAAAAACGGCAUCAAUGGAAUUGGAAAGGACGUUUCAUCCCAACUCUUGAAAACUAGUCAAGGUUCUAGAAAAAUAAGUCGAGUAUCUCAAAAACUUGUACCAGCCACUUCGUUAUGGUUUUCGAAACGAUUGCUGGUAGCUAUUGUGCUAUUUAUGUGUUUCGUUAAUUUCCAAGUGUUGAGAAACAAUAUGAAUAUCACUGUGGUCGAGAUGACCAAAAAUAAGACACAUAAAGAAGGAAAUAUUACAAUCACGCAGCCUCCAGAAUUCAACUGGGAUACGAAAACCAUUGGUUUUGUUUUAAGCAUACUAUCGUAUGGAGGUUUGCUAUCAUUUUUGGGCACGUUUCCAGUGAACUGGUUUGGAGGAUCGGUUACCUGUUCCGUGUGUAUGUUGGUAUCUGGUAUCCUGACCAUACUUCAUCCGGCCAUAUUGUACAUCGAUUUUCAGCUCUUUUUGGCGUGUCGUAUACUGACCGGAGUUUUCGAGAAUUUCUUUUACAUCAGCACCACGGAAAUAUUUUCACGUUGGAUACCGAAAGAAGAACGAUCAACUUUGAUAUCCUUCAGUUUCAACGGCACAAAUGUUGGUCUAGCAUUGACUUAUCCGAUGUGCGGAUAUUUAGCUCACAUAUGGGGAUGGCAGAUGGUAUUUUACGUCACAGGAAUUAUAUCAGUGGUGGUGGCAGUGAUUUGUAUGAUCACGGUGAAAAAUAAACCUUCUCAGGACACAUGGAUUUCGAGAAACGAACGCUUAUAUAUUCUUCAAGAAACCGAUCACGAAGCAAGAAUGGAAAGCAAAAGCCAUCCGUAUAAAAGUAUCCUGUUAUCAACACCUGUUUGGGCUCUAUGCAUCAAUAUUUUUACUUUUAUUUGGGUCGCAAGUAUUUUGGGAACAUGUUUACCUCUAUAUAUUCAAGAUUCGACUGGUAAGGAAACAGACGAAAUAGGGCUCAUAUCUUGUAUUCCGAACGCUGUUUACAUUUUCAUGUUCCCUAUUUGUGGAAUGUUCAUGGAUUAUUGGAAGAACAACAGUGGUGUUACAUUGACGAGGAUACAUAAAACGUUAAUCAGCACAGCUUUCAUCGUAGCCAGCGUGCUUUUCGUGGGCGCAGCUUUUAUAACUGAUUUCACCACUACUCUUACUUUCUUCAUUUCGAUACAAAUCAUCAUGGCAUUCGUGCCUUUAAUUUUACAGAUUGUCAGUGUUGCUUUAGCUCCCGACCAUUCGAGUGUCAUAGCAGGCAUGACGACGUUUAGUUUCUCCGCAAGUUCCAUAAUUUCUCAAACAGUGACAGGGUUUAUGAUAAAGAAUCACACUGCGCAAGAAUGGAAUUACUGCUUUUACUUGGCGGCUGCUAUGUCGGUAUUAGGAGCAGUGGUAUUUUUACUGUAUGGAUCUAGCGAACCUCAACUGUGGUCUUCGUUGGCUUUCGUUGAAGAAGAUUAUUAUUUGAAUGAAUUGGACGAGAAGAAAUAAUUAAUACAUUCUUCGGAUUUAAAAUUUCAUAAUUUGUAUUUCAGGGGAAAAAAUGAAUACAGUAAGAUGAUUUUAAAAGUAUCGUCGUCGUCGUGGUUCCUUGUCCUUUACAGGACAUUGGAAAUCGCAUUUUUGUGGUACCCUAACAGGGUGGAGGCGAAUGCCUAUUGCCACUGCGAUUAUUCUGGGGAAUCGACGUUGUUUCGAGCUUCCACUAGUAGUUUCCCGUUGCUUUCUAGUGACAUCUACACAAGCACCUUGGAGCUAGCCGGGUAGUUUAGAGACCCUGAGCUCCUCAGUGUUGACCUCUAUAGACGCUCGAACCAGUUUCAGCUUUUUGAUUCUGCUAACAGAUGGCGUGCAUUAUCUGUUAGCUCGGCUAAACUGGUAGUCCCCCGGUACUUGGCAUUAUAGGGAAAAUGUGUUCGUAAUGGAAAUAAAUUCGCUGAAAAUUUUUCAAAGACAUGAAAACUGAACCAGGCUGCAAAUUGGCUCAGUACGUAUUUAAUUCCUAUUUUAAAAUAUUUAGUAGGUGGAGGCAAAAAUCUCUGUCUUAAUUCAUUCCAGUGGGUAGCUGUUGCAUUAUGAUUUUGAAGUUCAACACUCAAAUAAAAUAAUUUUCAAAAUGAU
This is a messenger RNA of Planococcus citri (citrus mealybug), 2948 nucleotides long. RefSeq names its product vesicular glutamate transporter 3-like. NCBI's taxonomy places the organism in Eukaryota, Metazoa, Arthropoda, Insecta, Hemiptera, Pseudococcidae. The record is from RefSeq and is a predicted model, not a curated record. Bases 834 to 2318 code for a protein of 494 amino acids. The transcript has 11 exons. Gene Ontology annotation, molecular function: transmembrane transporter activity. Gene Ontology annotation, cellular component: membrane. Gene Ontology annotation, biological process: monoatomic anion transport; transmembrane transport.